This is a messenger RNA of Peromyscus leucopus (white-footed mouse), 1725 nucleotides long. It is a transcript of the gene Creg2, whose product is annotated as cellular repressor of E1A stimulated genes 2. NCBI's taxonomy places the organism in Eukaryota, Metazoa, Chordata, Mammalia, Rodentia, Cricetidae. The transcript has 4 exons. The coding region runs from base 411 to 1277 and encodes 288 amino acids. The record is from RefSeq and is a predicted model, not a curated record.
UUGCUGGCACGGUCCUGGGGUGGCACAGAGAAGUUAAGCAGCUUGCAAGAGUCUCACAGCUGUCGAGCGGAGGAGUGCAUUGAGCCUGAGUUGUGAACGCCCACCCUUUGGCUGCAGAACGCGUGCCAGUCUGCAGAAAACCAAGCCAUCCCGCCCUGGCACGCCUGGACUCUGCGUCCGGCAGCGGCGGUACGCACAGCUGAGGCGAGUCUGGCCUUGCGGCAGACGUCGCUUCUCUCCCGGGUGUAAAGCAAUAAAGGCACCGCGGGGGGCUAGUCGCGACCCCCGACCGGGGAAUCCUACAGCGAGGAGAAGGGACUCCAGGCGCACGCUCUGCCGCAGGGGGGCGCCCCUGGCCGGCCGCUGCUAGGCGAUCGGUCCCCGCCACAGGGCGCGUCGCCUGCAAGAAGAUGUCGCUGUCCGGCGGGGAGCGCCCUGCGGGGCCGGGGACCCGCCUGUCCUGGCUGCUGUGCUGCAGCGCCCUGCUGUCCCCGGCCGCCGGUUACGUGAUCGUGAGCUCCGUGUCCUGGGCUGUCACCAACGAGGUAGACGAGGAGCUGGACAGCGCGUCCACGGAGGAGGCACUGCCCGCGCUACUGGAGGACUCGGGCAGCAUCUGGCAGCAGAGCUUCCCGGCCUCGGCGCACAAGGAGGACACGCACCUGCGGCCUCGGGGCUCUGCCCGCGCCAGGCCCGCACCGACCCCGCGUGGAAUGUUCUCCUACCGGCGGGAGAGCGGCUCAUCCGCAGCAUCCCCCAGCCCCAGGGUGCGUGCAGGCACCGCCCGCUCCCUGGUCCACGCCAGCUCCUGGGGCUGUCUGGCCACUACAUCCACCCACGAAAAGAUCCAAGGGUUGCCCUUUGGGAGCUGCCUGGCCAUCAGCGAUGGCCCCCUCCACAACAGCACGGGGACUCCUUUCUUCUACAUGACAGCCAAGGACCCUGUGGUAGCUGACCUGGUGAAGAACCCCACAGCCUCGUUGAUGCUGCCAGAAUCGGAAGGAGAUUUUUGCAGGAAAAACAUCGUCGACCCAGAAGACCCCCGAUGUGCCCGGUUAACACUCACUGGCCGGAUGAUCAUGGUGCCACCAGGGGAGGUAGAAUUCGCCAAGCAAGCUAUGUUUUCAAGGCAUCCAGGGAUGAGGAAGUGGCCCCGCCAGUACGAAUGGUUCUUCAUGAAGAUGUGGGUAGAACACAUCUGGCUUAAGAAAUGGUACGGAGGUGUGUCGGACAUCCCAAGGGAGGAAUACUUCAAAGCAGCUCCCAGAAAGGCCUGACAGUAACGCCAAAGUCCUGGGCUUUGCAUUAAAGUGAAGACCUUUGGAAUGAAGGAGCCAGACAGUCCCUGUCUGACUGCUGUCUCUUUGUUGAAGGGUGCCUAGCCGCCCUGUCAUCCUGCAGCAGAAUGAGAAAGGAUGAACAGGGGACCUUGGGCUAGACUUGAGAUUCACUGGAGCGGUCCUUUGCCGAUCUGCCGUCCACACACAGGCACUUCACAUAGAAAGAUAAAUUGUUUGUGCUGUAUUCAAUCCAGACACACCCACUUGGAAAUCAUGGUUGUCAAAACAGAAGUGGUGGUUGCUGCUCUUUUCUUUAAAAAAAAAAAAAUGAUGGUGAUGUAUAUGUGCCAUGUUAUUGCCUUGUAUCAUGAGAACAUUGUGUUGCUUACUAUCCGAAAGCAGUGCUUCGGAUGGAAGCUCCUUGCAUUAAAAGAGCUGAACGUGC